CAACAACGCCACACCGGAAAGUAUUUAAUUAUGCAAUGAGCCAUCCGCCUGUGCCGUAAGUUUGCGCGCCAACACAAAGCAAAUACGCGGUGCAAACACAAAAGUCGAAAAACGCGGCAAAAGACUUGGUGAAAUACACAAAAAACGCCGCUAUACAAAACUAAAAUUACAAACAUAUAGCCAUACAAGCAGACACGCCCACAAUUGAAUUGGCGCCUCUCAGCGGUGAAAUAGCAGCACUGUGUGGUAGUUGCAUAAAUUUAGGCGCGACAAUAGCCACAGCAGGACACAGUUGUGCACAGGAAGCGCCAAAGUCUAGCUGAGUAAUCAGCUCUAAAAAGUUACACACACCGACAUUCAUAGAACACAUGCAUACGUACAUAACACAUAUACAGGAAGCCCAGCUCAACAGGACGUGCAAUUGAAAAGUGCGCGCUUUCAUUGUGAACUUUGUGUUGUUUUGUUGCAGCAGCUGCGGGCAGCCAGAGUAACCUCUCUGUAUUUGGUCUGCCAGUGCAAAUCUAACUGCCGGAAAUAAACCGAAUUUGCAGCCAUUGAACUUUACGCAAAGCGAAAUCAAAUAUCCCACAUCACUGCCAUACACACACAAAGUGGUCUUAACUCCAGUUAAUUCGUGUGACACAAUCAAAAGGAAUUUAACCGAGCAAUGGAAUUAGUGUCAAGCAAAUCGACAUGAUGACAACCGCAAUUGAAACCACAUUUGUCACUCGCCAGGUGGCGUCCACAUCAGUCACAACAUUAAUAAGAAAGUCGUCGAAAUCAAACCGAACAAACCCACCAUCGGCAACAACUACAAUAACUGCAACAACGCAGUCGUGCAGGACACCUACAGAGACACGAGACAGACCGCAAAGUUUGUGCACAAGAAGCUCGCCAACAACAAGAACAACAAAACGUUAUUAUCACAAUCGCACAUCGUCGGCAGUAACCACGUGCACCACUGGACGCCGCAUGCGGCGACUACUCAAUGCACACUUGGUCAUUACAGCAACAACACUGCAGCAAUGUGCAGCUGUACGAUGGCAACUGUUGGUUGCCUUUCUCAUUUGCAACUGUAUUGAUAUUUCCAUUUCCAACCAAAUCUCGACAGUGGGCGCAUUCGAGCCGGAUUUCGUCUUCCCGCUGGAGAAUGUCACCGUAGCGCAGGGGCGCGAUGCGACCUUCACGUGCGUGGUCAAUAAUCUUGGCGGUCACAGGGUGAGUGGCGACUCCGCAAAUGCCAGGGUGGCUUGGAUUAAGGCCGAUGCGAAGGCGAUUCUGGCCAUACACGAGCACGUGAUAACGAACAAUGAUCGAUUGUCAGUCACACAUAAUGACUUCAAUACGUGGACGUUGGUCAUAAGGAAUGUGAGAAUGGAUGAUUCCGGCAAGUACAUGUGUCAAGUGAAUACGGAUCCCAUGAAAAUGCAAACAGCCACGCUGGAAGUGGUGAUACCACCGGAUAUUGUCAAUGAGGAGACAUCCGGUGACAUGAUGGUGCCUGAAGGUGGCUCAGCGAAGUUGGUGUGUCGGGCGCGUGGGCAUCCGAAGCCUAAAAUCACUUGGCGGCGAGAGGAUGGACGAGAGAUCAUCGCACGCAACGGCGCACAUCAGAAGACCAAAGCUUUGGCCGUCGAAGGCGAAAUGCUGGCGCUGACCAAGGUGACACGCAGCGAAAUGGGCGCCUACAUGUGCAUCGCCUCGAAUGGUGUGCCGCCGUCAGUGAGCAAACGCAUGAAGCUGCAAGUGCAUUUUCACCCAUUGGUACAAGUUCCCAAUCAACUGGUCGGUGCGCCCGUUUUAACCGAUGUCACAUUGGUCUGUAAUGUGGAGGCAUCACCGAAAGCAAUCAACUAUUGGCAAAGAGAAAACGGUGAAAUGAUUAUUGCCGGUGAUCGGUAUGUGCUCACCGAGAAGGAAAAUAAUAUGUACUCAAUAGAGAUGAUUUUGCAUAUAAGACGCUUGCAAACCAGUGAUUUCGGCGGCUAUAAAUGCAUUUCGAAGAACAGUAUUGGCGACACGGAAGGAACGAUACGAUUAUACGAAAUGGAAAGACCAGGCAAGAAAAAUCAAAGAGAAGAUGAUAAUGAAGUCACGAAAAAUGACGCGACACUGAAAGAUAGUCGUCACGAGGACGGUUCACGUAAUCAAAAUGGACGCCUCUACAAGGAGCGCGGCAGCGAUGCGGAGCUGCAAAGUGCCGGUCAAACGCUCAGUCGGCGAUGGAGUACACAGUAUUUGCUGGCGCUAACGCUAUUCGUAUCACUAGCAACAAGUGCAACGACAACAACAAUAACAACUAAAGCAGUUACAAUGGUAAGCAGACGAAGUCUGAAUAAUUUAUAGCUCAAAAAUUGAAAGUAAGCACAACAAAACACAUACAUACAUACGUACGAAUGAAACCAAAAAAAAUGCAUAGCAAGGAAAUAUAAAGUACACGAAUAAGCAGAACAGCAGGCAUAAAUAUAGUUAAAAUAACGACUCAAUAAAUAAAUGUAAUAAAUAAUUAAAAUAAAAUAAAAUUAAAUUAUAGAAAUAUGCAAAAAAAAAGAAAUAUGGAAUUAUAGCGGUAUUAGCGUAAAGCAAACCAAAAAAAUAACUGAGUUAAAUGUUACCUCUCUAGCGAAAUGUGUUUCUAUGACAAUGACUGUUGACUGUAUUUUUUAGCAGCUGACGUACUUACAUAUGUAAUUAGCGAAGAGUUGCUUGGCGGCCUUUGAAGUUAAACAACCCAGCAAACUUUAAAGUGAAAUAUAUUGUAGUUUAGCUACGGAAUAGAAAAAGAAAAUACACAAAGAAAAAUAAAUUAACAAAAUGCUUUGCAUAAGUAUUUGUAUUAGUUUGCAUACAUACAUACAUACAUAUAUAUAAAUGUGUAGAUAAAUUUUGCAGUGGAAAUGAAAAUAUAUACAUAUAUGUAUAAUAUAAAUACAUAUUUAUAUAGAAAUGUAUGAAUGCUAAAUAUGAAAUAACCGUCAGCCAAAAGCAGUAUUACGAGCAUUUUGUUAAAAAAAAAAAACAAAAAACGAUGAGAGAUAUAGUGUACUUAUGAUUUAGGUGUAAAGAGAAAAUGCUUAUAAAGUCGUAACCACGCCUCUUCUGAUAUUGUAAAUACUUUAGGUCUAGGCAAGAUACACUGUAUAUAUGUUUGCACUGUUAUACAAAGCAAGUUCUUACCGAGUAUAAUAAGCAAGUUAAGUUAAUAUCUACUGCGAAGUUUCUUUAACUGGUUAAGUGUUGAAUCAAAAACUAAUCUAAAAAAAUAGAUUUAUUUAAUAUAAAGUUAGUGUUUGGUUUAUAUGACCAAAUGAUGACAAGCCGUUUCCAUUUUAUCUUACCUCUGAUUGGGGACUAAAAUUGAUAAACAAGUCAUUUGCGAGAAUUUUUUUCAUUCUUAUAUUAUACUAAGUGACGUUCACGAUGGCUAUGUGCCAUCCAGUGCUGUAUUAGUAAUAGUUUACUCGUAAAUAUUUGUUCGUAUUAGGUAUCCUGUCGGUUUUUCCUUUUCUCAUCGGAGACGAAGGUGUAUCUUUAAUUUUUCUAUUUCUGUGUUUGUAUCUUAGUAUACACUUCUCCACUGCUUUCAUCAUUUAUUAACUUCGGUGAUUGUUUUACGUGUUUUUUUGGCGGACGUUCCAUCCGUUUCUACUACUUGACUUUUGGGUCCAGUGUUGCUGCGGUCGUUGACUUAUGUUUACCUCGUUUAAUCCUACCAGCACUUUGAAAACAUUUCUUUUUGAUUGUAAUACCAUCCUCUGCUGUUAUACUUCCAUCUUCAGCGACUUUAAUUCCCAUGUCGUCGUUUUUCGUUUGGCUAUUCAUCAGCGGAAUGAGGGUUUAAUCUUAUAUCUAUGACAACAUAACCAGCUUCCUUAAUUCCUCGGAAAGAAGGAUUCCCUCGGGAAAAAAUAUGACACUUGAAGUCUUCUAUUUCUGUAAAUGGUAUAAUCGCUCGUUUCAAAUCUUUGUCCAAAAAUAUAGCUGCUUCUACAAUGUUUGUACUUUCGUUAAUUACAGAGGUGUUUGCGUUGACAUCCUCUUCUGUUUUGCCUGCUAUUUUAAUUUUUUCUAAUUUAUUGUCUCUCCAAUAUUCUUUUAGUUCUUCUGCUUUCUUCGUUUCUUCUACUUUUCUCACUCUCUCUCUCUCUCUUUGCUCUUGUCUCAUCAUCAUCUUCAAAAAUGUGUUCGAUUACUUACUUCAGCUUCAUCUUAGUCUUCAAGAGCUUUGUCUUCUACGUGUAGCUGGCCUUCUCUGCGUAUGCCUUCUUCUCAAAGGUAAUGUCUUUUACGCGGAUCUCGCCUUCUGUUCAUUGUUGUAUUAAAUCCGCAGUGCGCGACUGCUUUUUGUUGACUUGUUUUUAAACGAACGUUUUAGUUGCCUUUUCAGGAGAUUGGUAACAUUUACUGCAAAGGCUAUUUUACAAGAACGAUCUCAUUACUGGAGGUCACACUACUCAAGAAUGAAAUAUUCCUCACUAGAUGGCGUGUAUAUCAAUUUUAGUCCCCCCUUAGAGGUAAAAUAAAAUUGUAUAGUUCGUCAUCAUUUGGUCUUACAAAUCAAGUAGUUAAACAUAUGCGAUGCUUAUCCAGCUGGGAAUUGUCUUGCUUCAUAGAAUUGUUUCAGGAUUUGUUAGCGAUAAAUUAUAUAAAAUCCUCUCAAAAUUAAGUUAAACAUCGGUGCAGUAAAGGUGGGAGGGAGAGCCCUUAUCAUUAUUAUUGUUGAAAACAACUUUUUUUUAUAUUUAAUAGGCAAUUUAUUUUAUACGAAAUCAAUCAAGAUGUAUGUGAAGUGGAUAUUGUUCGGUAAUGAUCCAACAUAUUUUUUUUGGUUUUUGGAUUUUAGAUAUUUUAAACAGAAAAAUCCUAUUUUUCGUCAGAAAGGGUCAACGAACCGAAAAUUUUGCAAAAUGAUUUCCCGAUUAUUACGUUUAGGUAAGGUUGUUAUACUCGCCAAUAUACAACUGAUGUAUUGGUCCUAUGUAAUGCUAGAAGGAGAUUCAGUUUUAUUUGAGCUAAAGUAUUCGUCAUACAGCUCAACGCUUUUUGAGAACUAUAUUAGAGAAUUAGUCUCUAAUUUGAUGGAAUUAAUGUCUUGUACUUUCAUCUAGCCUCUAGUACUGCGAUGCUAUGCUCUAGAUAUCUAAGAUGAGUUCCAGGUAGAGAAGAAGCAGGAGAGGUGUUCUAGCGCCCAUCUCUUGCUUAACUUCCAACACAUAAUACAGUCUUUUCGAGACCAUGUGAAUAAAAAAGCAAACUCUGACUCUGAUUGCCGCUUAGCUAUAAACGGAUAUUGGUCUUCUUUACAUUGUUUCCUAACCGCACAGAUGAACGGACUACUAUAUAAACCAUAUUCGAGAAAAUAAUUUCACUUCUAUGAUUAGGUUUAUCAUUGAAUAAUUAAUGCUCAAGUGAGGUCCUGAUAGAACAAGGUCUAGUUACUUCGCUAAAAUACCAUUUGUCAAGAUGACCAUAGUGCGCGAACCACUUUGAUUGGAUUUUUCUAAGAAUACUAUUUAGUUUGAAUCGUUUCAGGUCUCGUGUUUAUAAACGACUUUAACGAUUGACAAUUUGUAUUCAAGUUUCGUCCCGUAGGAAACAAGCAAAACCAAAUCAAACAACCCAAUAAAAUAGUAGAAAUUUGACGAGUACAAAAUCUCAUCCCAUGCAAUUUAAAUCAUUUUUGCUGGAAUUUGUUUUCAUUUUUAUAUGACAUACAUAUAACAUAAAUAUAGUUUAGAUAACCUGAACAAUAUAUUACUUAUUUUCAAAACUAUUUCGUGAUUUGACUCCAAAACACUUAUUUUUUCAUAAGGAACGCAAAGACAUUAAAUUUCCAGUUGGAUAAAAUGCAUUAUAAACAUACAUAUGUAUGUAUAUUUAAGAAAUAUAUAUAAAUAUGCAUUAAUUUAUAAACAUUAAAUGCUAAAUCAAAAGCCAGCAGCAUAACCAAAAACCUUCGCCACGACGCAUAUAUACAUACACAUAUGUAAAUGUUAUAAGAGUAUUUAGGCAAAAAUAAAAUGUAAUUGUAAAUCAAUAUAGCAAAUAUAAGUAAAUAAAUAAUAUAGAAAAUAAUUAAAAAAUAACAAAAAUGCUAAAAAUGCUAAAAAAUGUGCCAAAUCGAAAUAAGUGAAAAAUGUAAGUUGAAGUUCAUAUGGAAUAACUUAAAUACUCUCGACAGCGUUUGUGUUUCUGUGUGUUACGUGGCCAUCGGAAUAUCAUACUAUAUAUAAUAUGUGUAGUUGCAACUCAAAAGUCGAUUUUAUUUGCAGAUUUUUUUUUUAAAAUGUUUGGACAGCAAUAUGUUUGUAUUUGUAAUCUUUCAGUUCCAAAAAUUGGCUAUAAAUGAAAAAUCUGAUCUCAAAUCGGCAAAAGAGAAAAGAUUUGCAUUUAUUUCCUAUAAGAAAUACUUUAACAAUAUAGUAGAAUUAUAUAUACAUAUAUAUUUAAAUGAUCAGGAUAACGAGACGAGUUGAAAUCCGGUUGACUUUCUAUCUGUCUGCCUACCUGUCCGUUCGUGUAAGCUGCAACUUGAGUAAAAAUUGAGAUAUCUUAAUGAAACUUGGUAUGAGCGUUCCUUGGCAAAAAAGUAAGGAUGAUCUACAUUGGGAAACCAAUGCAUUGUCUGUACGACGAUACCGACAGAAGCAUGGUAAAUAAAAUAAAAACCCGAUGGAACGAGCUACAUACGUGGGUGCAGAACUGCAAAAGUCAAGUGCAAAACGUUAGAUCAGAAGUACACAGAAUUCAUAUUGGCACUCGAUAGAAACGACUGUAGGAACAUGAUGGCAAUACUAACUGGUCACUGUCUGGUGGCGACACACGCCAGCAGGAUGGGGCUGACAGUUCGAGAAUACUGCAGGAAUUAUCUAAAGCAAAACACCAGGGAAACAAUAAAAAUGGAAACAAUCUUGUGCACUUGUCCUGCAUUGGCAAGAUUACGAUGUAAGCAUCUGGAUCUAGCAACUGAACUCCAUCUGAUAUCGCAAUGUACCAAAACUAAUCUAUGCAUGGUUUACUGCCCUUCCAUAUUAACCUAACCUAACAUAUCUCGGGACCUGCUCGACAGAUUUCAACCAAAUUCAGUAUACGACAUUACUUUAAUGUUCCUAAGUCACACUGUGAAAAUGGGCGAGAUCAGACAACAACCACGCCUACAUUCCAUACAACACAAUUUUUAAUUACUUUUUAUUCUUUUGUUUUCCGAUAUACAAAUAAAGAAGCAAUCAAUAUAACGCGAUAUUGUAGUAGUAUGUCACCUUACGACCAAAAAUUGUUCAACUCGAAUCAAAAUUAUUCAAGCCCCUAUGUACGGAAUACAGCUAUAAUUGACUUUCGACAAAAAAUAUCGGCCAAUGAAUGAGUUAUUUAACUCAAAUUUAGAAAAAAAUUCUCUCCCGUUAAUAGUAUGGAAUGUCGAUGUUUCAAAAGUGGGUUGAAUCGGAUGAACACUGCCUUUAGCCCCCAUAUAACUAAUAUAAAGAUUUUUGUUUUACUCAUAACAAUGUAUCUUUCUGACUCACAUGAAUAAAAUUGGGCGAAAACUUGACUUAGCCCCCAUAUAACACGCGGCUGACUUUACUUCAUAUGAUUAAUGAUUAUAUGUAAAGAACUUUGAUGAAACCUUGGGCACAUUCUAUUAGUAUGUGGUAUAUUUAUUCUAUGUAGUAUUGGUUAAAAUAGAUAAAACUCUAUUCAAAAGUACCCUCAACUCCCAUAUACUACUUAUAAUGAUUCUCGUUAUUCUAACCAGCUUUGUGCCGAUCGAUCAGUGAGUAUUAUUUAUACAUACUACAAUUAUGUAUAUAUAAAAUUACUUUACAUUAAUUUCGCGAGUGUACCUGAGCAAUAUCAAAAUUAACGCAGUCAGACCAUCCCUUUCUCUGCUCCAAUGCACCCUAUACAAGUAUAAUGAAUUAGAUCCUCUUGUUGAAGUUUUCCAACUCCACUCAACAUUUUAAAUUUAGCUUCUUCGGUCGUGUUAAUAUGACAUAUAACACAUGUCUCAUUUGACGAGGUUUUUAAUUUAAUUUUAGCUGACACGAACCUAAAAUAUGAAAUAAAAUUAAGUCUAAGUUUUUGGCCUUCAAUAUAAAUCAUGAAGAUAUUAAAUUUGAUUGCAAUUUAUUCACGAUUUAAUCGGAUAGUUUAUGUUUAAAAGCAACAUGUUUUGUUUUAAUAUAAAGUUUUGCUAACAUCUGAAGGAAUUUCGCCGACUUUGAUUACUGCAAGUUGUAAGGGUAUAAAGGUAUAAAGUAUUCGCUUACACCCGUACUUAGCCCUUUCCAACUUCAUUCCUUGUAAAGUUUGGCAACAUUUUGCUACAUAAAUGGCUGCAAAUUUUGGCAUAUUAUUUAAAAUACACAAUUUUUGUUAAUGCUUCAACUAGAGUUGGACGGUUAGACACUGUAUGACGCUAUUCUCCGCACUUGACAACUUCAACACUUUGCAAUUUAUUAAGAUUUAUUAUUAUGUCAUAAAUAAAAAGUUCUUUUCUGGAGCAAGAUGUUAAAAUUUUCGUUUUGAAGCUUUAUAUUUAAUGAGCAUUGACACAUUUUAACAAAAGGUUUUUUACUUGAUAAAAAUCAUCAAUAUUUUGUCGAUUUAUCAAGUGCGCAGAAUAGAGGUGUAAAGGUAAUAUAUGGACCGCAAAGUUGUUGCCCUUUGAAGUGACAAUAGACAUAUGUAAACUUAUCGUAUGCUUACAUGUUUUAAAAAGUCCUUAGCCUGACCGAGAAGGAGCAAGAAACAAAAAUCUCUAUCCUUAUUCUAGAGUAAUAACUAUUAUUGCAAGAGUUACGCCGAAUAUUAUCCAGCCUAAUGGGCAGGCAAGUACUUGCUUCGUCGUAUAAAUAAUUGUGAACCUCUUUCGUGAAGAUCACAAGUUGCAGUAACUCCCUGAUAAUCAAAAAACAAAUUACCAAAAUUCGUGAAAUUGUGUUGAUAGGCUCUAAAAUUAAAUUUCAUGACUUUUUAUCAGUUUGUUGGAACCGCUGCCAUUCAAACCAAAAGAUUGGACUCCAUUAUUUGUAUGGAAACCCUUUUUAUUUGACGAGUUAUCUUCACGAAAUUUGCACAUAUUAUUCUCCCAGGUAACAGUGCAAUCCCGAAUCUCAGAUUGGGCCACCAUAGCAUAGAGCUGCCAUAAAAAUUUAAUGAUUGGAAUUGCUUUAAGAAAUCGUUUAUUGUUAUAGUAUCUUAUUAGUUUGAAUAUCAUCUGUCAUACAGCUUCCAACAUAUAAAUCGAAGAGUUUAAUUUAUUAACUAACGUUCAUGCUUAACUCUGGACAUGUUUUGUUAGUCAUUACGACCAACAAUCAUCCGAGUUUUGCAAACAGAAGCAAAAUCGCGAAACCCGUCCAUGGUUAAGCUCAAAAUGGAAGCGAAAACUGAACUAUUUUGAAGGCUUUGAAAACUUCUAGUCUUCGCACUGUCGAACCGACAACGAAAUGUUGAGGGACCGUUACAAACAUUUUCAUACUUUCAUUAAAAAAAAUUGUUAGACCAAAAAAUGCUCAGACCUUGUAGCUGAAACAGUGAGUGCUUUAUUACACAUUUUCAUUUAUUCUUAUAUUAAAGCUUUCAAAACAUAUUGCAGUGAAAUAUUAAAUUUUCAUUAAAUCAGCUAUUUUAUUCUGGGUCAUUAAAAUUCCAAAACAUAUCACACUAAUACGUGAGUCCAAAAAUAUUAAUUUACCCAAUGAUAUCAAAAAAUUAUUCAUAAAUAUAGUUUUAUUUUUCGAAAUCAUGCAAAAUACAAAGCUAAAUGCAAAAUUUCGAAACGUGCGCAAAAGUCAACAAAUAAAUUAAAAUUGGAUUGGAAUUUAGUAAAAAUUAUACAAAUAUAGGCAUACAUUUAGGUAUAUGUAAGGCAACACGCACGGAAGUGUACGUGUGCGGAACAGGAUAUGCCGGCUCGAAAAUACACAUAGACCAUUUGUGUGAAAUAAUGCGGAAAAUAUAUUUAAUUAAAAUGUUUGUUAGACAAAUCAAUUAUUGAAUAUUAUGAAAUUAAAAGAGUUAAAAAAAUGUGGAUAAUAAAGUAAUAACUUGUAAUAUUGGUCACGGCAAACAGCAUAUGUAAUUAAAGUGGAAAAAAACGCUAAAUUAUUGAAGCCACAUUAGUAAGUGUCUAUGCUAAAAAAAAGAUAUAUAUACAGGUAUAUAUAUACAUAUAUAUAUGACAAAUAAGCAGAACAAACAGCGCUAAAUGCUUUUAGGGCCGAUAAGUAUUAUUACAUUUAAAAUUUGCAAAAAACAAACAAGAAAAAAAAAAAUUAAAGUAAAUAUAAAACCAAAAAUAUUUGCGUAAAAUAUUCAUGAAUACUUUGUUGUUGACUGAAGCUCAUCGAAAGUGAAAUGCAU
Molecule: messenger RNA, 10365 nt
Organism: Bactrocera neohumeralis
Lineage: Eukaryota; Metazoa; Arthropoda; Insecta; Diptera; Tephritidae
Gene: DIP-beta
Product: neurotrimin
Exons: 10
Coding region: 694-2346 (550 amino acids)
Cellular component (GO): neuron projection
Source: RefSeq, a predicted model, not a curated record